Molecule: messenger RNA, 4340 nt
Organism: Pteropus alecto (black flying fox)
Lineage: Eukaryota; Metazoa; Chordata; Mammalia; Chiroptera; Pteropodidae
Gene: MCMDC2
Product: minichromosome maintenance domain containing 2
Exons: 15
Coding region: 199-2244 (681 amino acids)
Biological process (GO): double-strand break repair via break-induced replication
Molecular function (GO): DNA binding; single-stranded DNA helicase activity; ATP binding
Source: RefSeq, a predicted model, not a curated record
CGGCAGCCCUCGCGCUGCCAACGGCCUGAAGGUGCGCGCAUGCGUGCGAGGGCCUCCCUGGGUGCAGGCUCCAGGUGGCGCGCGACUGGUGGAACUCGAUGUUCUCAUCUUUUCUAUGAGUUUCAUCAUCUGUACUUUUUCACCAGCAUUUGUGAUUUAACCAGUUAGUAAUAGAGGAGAAUCAUUAACUAGGAGAAAAUGUCAACUCUAAAAAUGAAAGAGGCAGCCCUUAUCUAUCUUGACAAAAGUGGAGGUCUCCAGAAGUUUAUAGAUGAUUGCAAGUAUUACAAUGAUUUGAAACAAAGUUACGCUGUCUAUCGAUUCAAUAUUUUAAUAAAUCCUUCUGAUGUUGUUGAAUUAGAUACCGAACUUGGAAAUCACAUUUUACACCAACCUUUAGAAGCUUCUCAAGUCUUUCAAUCGGUGUGUUUUAUUGCCGUUAAGACUCUGUCAUUAAUUGGACAAUUACAGACUGAAAAUCAGAUUAAUAUAGUGCUGAAGUUAACACAUUUACCUCCUCUGCCAAGUUAUAGUCUUGAUUUUUGUGAGUUUCCACUUGAUUAUACAUCUCAAAGAUUUUAUAUGAUGCAAGGAAUUGUGAUUGCAAUGACAACUGUAACCAAGUAUACACAAGGUGCAAGAUUUCUUUGUUCGGAUGAAGCAUGCCCUCUUUCAAAAGGAUUUCAGUAUAUAAGAGUGCAUGUGCCUGGUGCUACAGAAUCAGCAACAAUAAGAAAUGACUUUUUGUGUAAUCUGUGUUCAUCUUCACUUCAGGAAGACAGAAAAUUUAGAGUACUUGGUGAUAAACAGAUAGUUGAAAUAAUUCCUGCAAAGGCACUUCAUGCUUUUCAAGGAUAUUCUAACAAGCAGCGAUUUAGGUUUCAAUCUCUUACAAUUUUCCUACGAGAUGAAUUAGUGAAUAAAAUGAAUAUAGGAAAUGAGUAUAAAAUUAUUGGAAUUCCAACCUGUGUGAAAACUUCACAAACUUCUGUCUGUAUAGAGACAAAUAGCAUCACUUUUUACAACCCAAAAGUUCCUUCAGGGAUUAGCGACAGUUUCAGGUGUCUCCUCUCUUUGACUUCCAGCUCGUGCUGGAAGUUUACAGCGAUACUCGCCAAUAUCUUUGCAUCACAGAUUGUUCCUCCUGGGACUUACAAUUUGCUCAAACUCUGUUUGCUGAUGAGUCUAGUACAGACAAGUGUCCGAAACAAGGAACUGGAAGAUUCCCUGGAUAUUUUAAUUAUAACAAGUGAUACUCUACUUGUAGACAGGCUUUUGAAUUUUAGUAUAAACCUUGUGCCCCGUGGUAUACGUCAUCCAGUCUCUGCUGAAAUUUUUCCUACUGUAUCCAGAAAUAAGUAUGGAACUGGAGCAGUUAGUGUUCAGGCUGGCAGUGCUUUGCUAGCUAAAGGUAGUAUCUGCUUUAUAGGGGACUUGGCUUCACACAAAAAAGAUAAACUUGAACAACUUCAAUCAGUUAUGGAAAGCAGAAGCAUCACAGUAUAUAUCUCAGGAAAGAAGUUUGGGGAUGAUAUUGAUCAACAGAUGACAUUUCCAGUUCAGUGCAGUUUUUGGUCUUUUGUUGAUUUGGAUUCAUCAUCAAGAAGAAAUACACAGAAAACCAAUACUCUAAUUGGUCAGAUGGAUUGCAGUUUGAUUCCAGCUAAUCUUGUAGAGGCAUUUGGAUUAUUGAUUAACUGUAAUGAAUCAUCUCCUUGCCACCCAUUUCUUUCUAAUGUGCAACAUACUUUAAAGAAAGCCAUUGAUCCCGAAGGGCUGCUUUAUGUAGCUUCUAAACAGUUCACUACUGAAGAUUUUGAAAAGCUGCUGGCUUUUGCAAAGAAUUUGAAUGUAGAAUUCAGCUUGGAGGCAGAAAGAAUGAUUCAUGGCUAUUAUCUAGCGAGUCGCAGAAUCAGAACAGAUUCUAUCUGUGGAUCAAAACUGUCAUCAUCUGCAUUAAAAUAUUUAGUUUCCCUAUCUGAAGCCCAUGCUCGACUAAACUUAAGGACUAAAGUGAUUAAAGAAGAUGCACUAAUUGCAGCCUUAUUGUUUGAAACAUCUCUCACAUUGAAAUACGGGACCACUGUAUUUCGUGUUGCUCCAAAUGCAGUAUUUCCUUUUGAACUGUAUAAUGAAGAAUAUUUAGAGAAAAGGGAUAUCUAUCUGACUCAGUGCCAACAACAGCUCCUACAGUUUAUUGCCACAUAUGGACCUGGGACAACUAUUUUUGCUAGCGAUGAAUAGCCAAUCCAAGGAAAAAAUCUUCAUUCCUAUUUAAGCAGUGGAAAAAAAGUGCAAAUUGAUUUUUGAAGUCACACUUCAGGUAGUGUAUAUUACAAUAUCUUUAAAAAUACAAAAUAUCUCUUCAAAUCAUUUGCUAAUGGAAUAAGCAUUAAUCUAACUACCAAACCUAACAGCAGAACCUUAAAACUUAAGAGAAUCCUAUUUAAAAACUUUAGUUAGCCCAGUAUACCAGUAAACAGAUAAAAGUACGUUGCAAGCUAAGCAACGUAAAAAGAUGGUUAACUUUUAUGUAGUUCCCUUGAUUCGUCACAAGAUGGCAAUAGCGCUUUAGAUGAGUACCUACAAUUUAAAACUUUUUUCUUGCACUUUUGAACUUGACAAAUUGAUGAGUAAUUUAUAUAACCAGAAGCCUUGAAUAUAAGGAUUUUCAUAUUUUACUAGAUAUUGACAUGUCCAUUAUAUGUAUAUUGUUUUGGAAGCCCUAAUUGUGGAGUCAGGAAAAGCCUUGGAAAUUUCCCAUUUUUUAUAACCUAGGUUAAACAAACUAAUUUACAACAAAUCAAGGAGCACAUGGCUCUUUAAACCUAAGUGGUUACAAGAUACCAAAAGGCAAAGAAACCAUUUGCAAAUGCAGUCAUUUUUGGAGGGAAUAUAUGUACUCUCUGAAAAGGCAGACAGCAUUAGAAAAUACACUUGUAUUGUAAAAUCUCCAAAUCUUCAAAAGAUAAUUUUUUCCUGAAAGGAAUGUUACCUUACCAAGAUACUACCAUGCACUGAUUCUUUAGAAACUGGUACUUCAAGGAGUGUCUUAACCAUAAGGUGGACAUCUAACUCUGUGGGACUUUCACUAUUUCCUUAGUCAUUUGACAAUCUUUAUUAUCCACUAGUGCCAGACUAGUUUUCAGAAGGCAGUUUUUAAAAACAAAUUAUAGUUCUAUAAAGAUCUUAUUUUGUGGCUUAAUUGUAUUUUAUAGUUUCCUGGUUAAGGCAGAAACAUUUCUAUUUUAUGAUAGGAUCUGCAAAAUGGCCAUUUUACAAUUUUAAAGUGUUAUUGUUCUGUUGAUGAAGAGGACUAAUAUUGAACACUGGUAAGGAUGGUUUUCAAAAGUUGCCUCUGAUGUGGUUAUGCUGCUGUACACAUUUUAUGCUAACCCUGAUGAAAGCAAAUGUCUUGACCCAGCCAGGAAUUCAGUUUUAGAAUUCUUACCAAUUCUCAAGCUCUGGACAAACUGGACUAUUGUCUCGAUUUUCCUUAAUAUUGUAUACUACUUGUACUAGGAUUGAGAUUAUUUAAUUCAAAUGUUAAAGCAAAUUAAAACAAAUUUGCAGGUUCCAGGUGAAUCCUUUAUUUGCAAGUAGCAAUUAAUUCAUUUGAGAGCUUAGGAGAUUCCAAACUAGUUGUUCCACACCCCUCCUUAUCAUGGGGUAUAUUCCAAGACCCCAGUAGAUGCCUGAAAGCACGAAUACCAAACCCUAUACGUACAUACCUGAAGUUUAAAAAUUAGGCAGUGAGAGAUUUAACUAAUAGAACAAUUAUACUAUAAGUUAUAAGGGUUAACAUAAGCACUACCAUGAGACAACUAAGUGAUUACUGGGCAUGUAAUAUGCAAAGAUUCAUGCUACUCAGAAUGCAAUUUAAAACAUGAUUUCUAGAUUUUUUCAUGUUAAUAUCUGCAGACCACUGGUAACUGAAACUGUGGGGGGAGAAACUACUGCAUUAUUUUUAAGGCAUAACAUCAGGUUCUGAGGGGAGGCCAGCAUAGUUGUCUAGUAUGCAGUGAAUAGAGCCUCCAGAAAUCCUCUAUAAGGCAAGAAAGGGUAUGAGAACUGGAGGUACUAGAAAUGUCUCCCCACCUGUAUGCCACCUCAGUCACUAUUCACAGAUGUGCUAGUUAUUAACAAGAACAUACUAUCCCAAUGUUAAAAACAAGUUUAACUAGUGAUGAUGAGAAUGGAGCUGUUUAAGGUCUUGAUAUAUUUUGAAGAAAACAGAUUUUGUUGCCCAGAAAUUAAGUGCUCAAACGUGCAUUUUCUACAUAAUUUACGGAGGCAAUCAAUGUUAAAUAUUGAUUUUAUUAAAAUAUAAAUUUUCAUCA